Molecule: messenger RNA, 468 nt
Organism: Pelobates cultripes (western spadefoot toad)
Lineage: Eukaryota; Metazoa; Chordata; Amphibia; Anura; Pelobatidae
Source: the annotation of a GenBank genome assembly
AUGAUCUGUGUUGAUUUCCAUCAGUUCCAAGACCCACUCCACAAACAGUGCAGAUCCUUGACCAAACUUCUACAAACCUUCGGACUCUAUGACAUUUGGCAAACAAUCCAUAACAAUGAUAAAGAAUAUACACACUACUCGCAGGUACAUAACAUUUAUUCGAGGAUCGACAGGUUCCUUAUGCAAAGUGCACAUCUAAACAGAGUCAUAACAUGCGAAAUAGAGACAUCUACCUGGUCAGACCACAACCCAGUAACGCUGACAGUUGCAGACCAUUACAAUUACAAAAACCGCAGUCCGUGGAGAUUAAAUGAGCAACUUUUACACGACCCCCAUUUCGUUCAAACCCUACAAAAGGACAUGCAGGCAUACUUUGAAGCCAACAACACCGACGACAUAUCCACAAUGACAUUAUGGAUGGCCCAUAAGCCGGUUAUUAGGGGCCUCUUGGUUCGAAAAGCCUCCUAA